UCUCGAGUGUCAAGAAAUAUUACCUCCAAGAAAACUCCCAGAGGAGGGAAGAUGACGGCAAAGAUAAACUUGAAGAUGUCGGAGAAGGUAAGAGCCAUUGUUAGAGUUGUUGUAGUAGUAGUUGUUGUGAGGAAGUGAAAUUUGUGUUGAAGUUGAAAAAGAUGUCCCAGAAAGAAAAGUGCAGGGAUGGCCUCUUUUAUACUGUCCAGCUGAAGACGUGCCGUCAUCAUCACUGCACUUGGAUAGAUGGUUUUACAUUCGUUCACCUUUGCACCCGGACCAACGGAGCGGACGAUCCCUGUUCCGCCCUGCUAUUUGUGUCUUGUUGUCAGUGCGUCAUCAUUUCAUUUGAAUCGAGAACCCAAUGAUACAACCAUUAUGUGCUCACUCCAUGCCCUAUUCGGGCUUUCCUUCUUUGCUCAUCAUUUACCAAAAAUGAUUGCUGCUAUUGCUGAAAACUUUUUUUUUUGUGUCCUAGGUAGUCCAAGGCCGGCUUUUGUCAGCAUGCAAACAACUUGUGUUCAAACGGACUUGAGGCAAGCCUGGAGCAUAAUCAUGAGCCACCUCAUUGGCCUCUUGGCGAAAAAAAAAAGAGCCGUCGAUCAUACAUCAAACAAAACCUGGAUCCAAUGGUGUUUUGGUGUACGUUGGUCAUCACCGAGACUCUGUGGGCGUAAAAGCACAUGCAGGAACAAAACUUUCUUCCCUAAUAGCUUAUCGUCGCUUUUCGUUGUCUUCAAGGAAUGCAUGUUUGCAACACGGAUACGGCCGAUUCUAAAUUCUGGGUUGUGUAUUUUAGGACCAUACGUCUGUUUAUGGCUGUUGUUUGGAAUUCAGUACCCGGCCUGCCAUGGACGUAAAAUAAGGUUUCGCGUCCUGAGCACGUCGUUGAUUCCUGCUGCCAUUAUUGGCGGUGUCAAUUGAACGAAUGUACGCCUUAUCUUGAGGCUAUAGCUCUGCAGCCUAGUCGAUAGCAACAGCUAUAUUAUCUCUCUCAUAGCGGGACUCAAAUGCAACGCCUUCUUUCUUCUCAGCCACCAUGAGCAGCGAUAACCAUACAGGUUUUAGCAUAACAUAGGAUCAAUUAAGCAUGGUCGCCUGGCUCCACAUUCCACAUAACUACAUCCAGAAGGCGCAAUAAUCUCUCAAAGAAAACAUCGCUCCAAGCGUCCGUGAUAGUCAUUGUUCCU
Messenger RNA from Gamsiella multidivaricata, 1190 nucleotides. RefSeq lists its product as uncharacterized. NCBI's taxonomy places the organism in Eukaryota, Fungi, Mortierellomycota, Mortierellomycetes, Mortierellales, Mortierellaceae. The coding region runs from base 247 to 924 and encodes 225 amino acids. The record is from RefSeq and is a predicted model, not a curated record. The transcript has a single exon.